AUGCCCAGAUCUGAAUGGAGAAACGCUCGCCAAGAAGCCUACAGUCGUAGCUCCUUCUUCAGGAUGCUGACACGGCACUGUUUACUCCUGCUCCUGGCUUUACAUACGCAGCUUUUGAGCACGUGCUGUCGAUUGGCCACCGCAGAUGAAGUUUCUCUCGAAACCCAAAUAGAACCAUACACUCUCUUAUUGGGCGACCCUCUGGCUCUGAGCUGCUCCACGGAAGACCACGCUGUGAACUGGACUAAAGACCAUGUGCUGGUGGUGGACGGGGAACACACUCACCUUCGUAAUGGAGAGCUGGAGAUCGAGGCGGUGGAACUGACGGACUCUGGGCUCUACACCUGCACGACCUUUGGAAACAACAGCCUCUAUUUCAACGUCACUGUCGAUACUGUGGCUUCAUCUGAAGAUGAUGAUGAAGAUGAGGAGUCUUCAUCAGAGGAAGCAAAGUUAUUGGGAAGUCAGAAGAAGAUGCCUAUGCCUCCACAAUGGGUUCAACCUGAGAAAAUGGAGAAAAAGCUCCACGCUGUCCCAGCCAGUAAGACUGUGAAGUUUCGUUGUCAAGCGAAUGGUAACCCCACGCCAACUCUUAAAUGGUACAAAAACGGCAAGGAUUUCAAGAAAGAUCAUCGAAUCGGCGGAUUUAAGGUGCGUGACCAGGCAGGCACCAUCAUCAUGGAGUCUGCAGUGCCCUCGGACAAGGGUAACUACACCUGUGUGGUGGAGAACCAGUACGGCAGCAUCAACCACACUUACCAGCUCGAUGUAGUCGAGCGCUCUCCGCACAGGCCCAUCCUUCAAGCCGGGCUGCCUGCAAACCGCACUGUGGUGGUGGGCAGCCAUGUGGAGUUUGAGUGUAAAGUGUUCAGUGACCCUCAGCCGCACAUACAGUGGCUCAAACACAUCGAGAUCAACGGAAGCCGCGUGGGCCCCACCGGCCUCCCGUACGUCCGUGUGCUUAAGCAUUCUGGGGUCAAUAGUUCGGACGCUCAGGUGCUGACCCUCUACAAUGUGACUGAGGAGGAGGGCGGGGAAUAUACAUGUAAAGUGUCCAAUUAUAUAGGAGAAGCCAAUCAGUCGGCCUGGCUAACGGUCACCAGAUAUGAGCCGUCAGGUCUGGACUCCGCUAACCCCCCUCCUCCACUAACCAGCUGGAGGGCUCUCCCUGACAGACCCCUCUGCAGUGGGCUCUUGGUGGUGCCUUUGGGGCCGAUGACCGCUGGCCUUAACACCACGGACAAGGAAAUGGAAGUCCUCCAACUGAAAAAUGUGUCUCUUGAGGAUGCUGGGGAGUAUACCUGCUUGGCGGGCAAUUCUAUCGGGUUCUCUCAUCACUCUGCAUGGUUGACCAUUUUGGAAGCAAAGCCCUCUUACCCUCCAGCCAACCACACAUACCUGGAGGUGGUCAUCUACUGCGUGGGCUUCUUCUUCAUCGUUGUCAUGGUGGCCAUCACCGUCAUCGUCAAAAUACGCACAUCGUCCAAGAAAAGUGACUUCAACAGCCAGCAGACUGUGCAUAAGCUGGCCAAAAGCAUCCCCAUGCGCAGACAGGUCUCUGUGGACUCCAGUAACUCCAUCCACUCAGGAGCGAUGCUGGUGCGGCCCUCACGCCUCUCCUCCAGCGGCUCCCCCAUGUUAUCAGGAGUGUCUGAGUACGAGCUGCCUCAAGACCCACGCUGGGAGCUGUCCCGGGACAGGCUUGUUCUUGGAAAGCCUUUGGGAGAAGGCUGCUUCGGACAAGUGGUGAUGGGAGAAGCUCUGGGCCUCGACAAGGAGAAACCCAACCGAGUGACCAAAGUGGCUGUCAAGAUGUUGAAGGCUGAUGCCACAGAGAAGGACCUGUCAGACCUGAUUUCUGAAAUGGAGAUGAUGAAGAUAAUCGGGAAGCACAAGAAUAUAAUUAAUCUUCUUGGCGCCUGCACUCAGGAUGGGCCUUUGUAUGUGAUCGUGGAGUAUGCCUCGAAAGGGAACUUGCGUGAGUACUUGCGAGCCCGCCGACCUCCGGGCAUGGAGUACUGCUACAACCCAGACCAGGUCCCAGUGGAGAACGUGUCCAGUAAAGACCUGGUGUCCUGCGCCUACCAGGUGGCCCGAGGCAUGGAGUACCUGGCCUCUAAGAAGUGCAUCCACCGAGAUUUGGCUGCUCGUAAUGUUUUGGUAACUGAGGACAAUGUGAUGAAGAUAGCAGACUUUGGACUGGCGAGAGACAUCCACCACAUUGAUUAUUAUAAAAAGACCACAAAUGGUCGGUUACCAGUCAAGUGGAUGGCUCCAGAGGCUCUGUUUGACCGGAUAUACACGCACCAAAGUGAUGUCUGGUCGUUUGGGGUGCUUCUCUGGGAGAUCUUCACCCUGGGGGGCUCCCCGUACCCGGGGGUCCCAGUGGAGGAGUUGUUCAAGCUCCUCAAGGAGGGUCACCGCAUGGACAAACCGUCCACAUGCACUCACGAGCUGUAUCUGAUGAUGAGAGACUGCUGGCACGCUGUUCCUUCUCACAGACCCACAUUCAAACAGCUCGUGGAGGACCUGGACCGCUGCUUGGCCAUGUCCUCAAACCAGGAGUAUUUGGAGCUCUCCGUUCCCUUGGACCAAUACUCGCCCAGCUACCCCGACACGCGCAGCUCUACCUGUUCCUCCGGCGAGGACUCUGUCUUCUCCCACGAGGCCAGUGCAGAGGAGCCCUGUCUGCCAAAGUUCCCCCCUCAGUCCAACGGCGCCGCCAUCAAGAAACGCUGA
Messenger RNA from Knipowitschia caucasica, 2739 nucleotides. Lineage: Eukaryota; Metazoa; Chordata; Actinopteri; Gobiiformes; Gobiidae. The record is from the annotation of a GenBank genome assembly.